Molecule: messenger RNA, 2412 nt
Organism: Penaeus monodon (black tiger shrimp)
Lineage: Eukaryota; Metazoa; Arthropoda; Malacostraca; Decapoda; Penaeidae
Product: histone H2A deubiquitinase MYSM1-like
Biological process (GO): double-strand break repair
Cellular component (GO): BRISC complex; BRCA1-A complex
Molecular function (GO): metallopeptidase activity; polyubiquitin modification-dependent protein binding
Source: RefSeq, a predicted model, not a curated record
AUGGUGAGGGCGAGGCCGCAGGUUGUGGCGAUGGGGCGGCACUGCAGUGCAAAGGGUACAGAGAUGGAACUCUUUGGACUUAACUGGAAUAGAAUCUCAAACUUCAUAGCCACCAAGACUGCAGGACAAGUGCGAAGCUUCCACAAGAAAUGGGCAGAGACUAUGAAUGUAAUUCAAGAAUCAGAGAGCUUGGAGCAUUCCUACGUUUUAAUGCAUGUUGAUCCUGGUUGCAUUACAACAGACCUGGAGGAUCCACUGGGACUCAUUGAGACGGCAACUACGACUGUUACAACCACCCCCUUGUCACCGAAGAGAAGCAGGAAUGCACUCGGAGAAAGUAAGAAGACCCUUGGUAUUGAUGAUGACGCUCAGGAUUUUGAUUCGUCUGUUGAGGUUUUUGUUCCUUCUGUGGGCGAGGAGUGGGUGAUCGAAAGCGAUGGAAUGCAGAACUGCAUGAAGAACGUCGCCAGUUCCCCCAAGAAAGACCGAAAGAAAAGUAAAAAACUCAAGCUCACUAUUGGACUAAACGGGGUGAAUCAGGAGGUUGUUAGUAGGCAAGUAAAGUCGCCAACAAAGGAGAGUGAGAGUCUCCCGAAGAAAAGUCCUGCACCAUUCGUGGAGGGUCAGGUUGUUCAUAUAGUGAAAGAUGACAUGGAAGAAAGAAGUCUCCAAGUACCUCAGUGACCCAGCAAGAAAAUAAUAAAGAAAUUACCAGUGAGGAAGUAGCGGAAACUGUGGAAUGUAAGAGUUUACAACCAGUGAAAGAAGGCUAUGGUACAGAAAGUAGGAAACAGUUGGUGUUCAACUUUUCACCUCCAGCUCAAGAAUAUGAAAUGGAUAUGAACACCAUUACUGAAGAAGAAAAGAAAGUGCAUUUUGAGUACUUUGACAGCAGAGGUGUCAAGACGCCCGAGAGGUAUUUGAAGAUUCGGAACUACUUGCUGGGUUUUUGGAAGCAAGUGAAACCAAAAUAUGUUAGAAAAACAGCAGUUCGUGCGGGUCUGAAGAACUGUGGUGAUGUAAAUUCCAUUGGGAAAGUGCACGAGUACCUUGAGAAAAUUGGAGCAAUAAAUUUUGGGUGUCCAGAGAGUAAUUAUGGCACUCCUUUAAUUGUUGGAGUGAAACAGAAAGAAAAGGUAGCCAUUCCGAGCAAACCGGUGACCAAAGUAGACAGAUCGGAAGUGACGCGCCAGAAGCAGAAAAAGAAGUGGGACGUUUCCAUGAGUGAAGGAGGAGGCCUUACCAUCAGCCAUGACGAAUCUGGGGCAAUUGUCGACGCCUGUCAUAUCCCUGAGGCUCCUCGGAAUAGGGCCAGUCUGGGAGCUGGGAGGAGUGGAGGCCGGCUUGAGCAGUUUAAGCUCGUCCGCUGUUUGGAACACGACCCAGAUACACCAGCUCCAUUCUCUGUUGUCAUGCAUGCACAUGCGCUUAUUACUCUUGAUAUUCACGCUCACACUUCCUUAGCAGAAGUAAUGGGUUUGUUAGGUGGAUAUUAUGAUCCGGCCGCCCAUAUGUUGCAUGUGACAGUUGCAGUCCCCACGAAGGCUGUGAGCUCAGGUGUGGAAUGUGACAUGUGUCCUGUGUCGCAGAGUGCGGCCUGCACCGCCAUACAUGAAGGUGGAGUGCAGGUUGUAGGCUGGUAUCACUCCCACCCGACUUUCCCGCCCAACCCCUCGGUGCAGGACGUAGAAACCCAGUCUCAGAUGCAGCAGUGGUUCGCCCGCCAAGAUGCCCCAUUCCUUGGCAUUAUUGUGAGUCCCUAUUGCCCCACCAACCGGAGUGAGGCUUCUCAGAUCAGAUGUAUCGUGCUAGACAAACCGCCCCACGAAAAUGCUGGCAACGCGGAAGGAGGAGCAGCAGCACCGCUGUCCGGGACGCCGUACAAACUCUCGUGGUCCGUCAGCGAAGUGAUUCCAGGGGCGUGGGGGGAAGUGUGCCAGGGCAUCAGGCUAGUGGUCGGCGGCGCGAGAGAGGACGGGAUGGCUGUCGAGUGGCGGGGGGAAUGGCGGGGACAAGUGACCAACUGGGAGAAGGCGAUAGCGUCCCUCAAACACCAUCUACCUCCUCAUCUGUAUGGGCCGCUGCAGGCCGUGCGCACUACCUUCCUCGCUGCUGUGAGAGAGUAUAUGGAUAGCUAGUUUUGCGAUUGGCUUUAGAAUAGUGUGAGUCGCGUCUGUUCUCGAUUAUGUGAUGGCUUCGUUAUAUAUAUAAGAUGAUGACACACUUCACAUCUUCCUUGCGAUAUGUUACAAGACACUCAACAGGAGUUACCAAAUACAGUAUGUGAUGUAAUGUAUAUUUACAUUCAAAGGGAAUUGUUGUUUAAUUUCACUUCGUUCUACAAGUAAGCUUGAAAUUUGUAUAUACAGAAUUUUAUGUACCUGAUAUUGUCAAUAAAUAUACUAAUCAGCA